Molecule: messenger RNA, 13494 nt
Organism: Astyanax mexicanus (Mexican tetra)
Lineage: Eukaryota; Metazoa; Chordata; Actinopteri; Characiformes; Acestrorhamphidae
Product: intermembrane lipid transfer protein VPS13B
Exons: 62
Coding region: 302-12415 (4037 amino acids)
Source: RefSeq, a predicted model, not a curated record
UGCGGAAGCGGCGGCGGUGGUGUUGGUGGUGUUGAUGUUUGGUCGGUGGAGGAGCUCCGCGGUGAUGAAUUAGAGCGGUGCUGAGGGCACAGUCUGUCCGCUCUGAGGGAACGCAGCACAGGCAGGUGCAGUGCCCCGACCCGCGGCUCACCUGUGCUCCAGCGGGGACGCCUCGCUCGAGAGCUGGAUGCGCCAGCAGGCUGAGGGGCUAGCUGUGCUAGCUAACGCUAGCUGAGUCCUCCGGCACAGUUAACGUUAGUUACCUUCCCUACACCUGAAGCAGACCUAAAGGGUGCUCAGGAUGCUGGAGUCCUAUGUCACUCCACUGUUGAUGAGUUAUGUGAACCGGUACAUCAAGAACUUGAAGCCCUCUGACCUCCAGCUCUCACUAUGGGGUGGAGAUGUGGUGCUCAGCAAGCUGGACCUCAAACUAGAUGUACUGGAGCAGGAACUGAAGCUACCCUUCACCUUCUUGAGUGGCCAUAUACAUGAGCUACGGAUCCACGUGCCAUGGACCAAACUGAGCUCGGAAGCUGUGGUCAUUACCAUCAAUACCAUGGAGUGCAUCCUAAAGCUGAAGGAUGGUGUUCAGGAUGAGAAUGAAAGCACUACGUCCAGUCGAAGCGCCUCUGAGAAGAGCGUGUCCAAACCUCGCCGAGUCCAGCAGAGCCCCACUGAACCUGACCUGCCCCCAGGCUACGUUCAGAGUCUGAUCCGUCGUGUGGUCAACAACGUGAACAUUGUGGUGAAUAACCUGAUCCUGAAGUACGUUGAAGACGACAUCGUCCUCUCAGUCAACAUCACGUCAGCAGAGUGCUACACAGUAGAUGAGCUCUGGGACAGAGCCUUCAUGGACAUAAUCUCUCCUGAGCUGGUCCUGAGGAAGGUGAUAAAUUUUGCGGACUGCACCGUGUGUUUGGACAAGCGGAACGCUAGUGGGAAGAUUGAGUUUUAUCAGGACCCCCUGCUCUACAAGUGCUCUUUCAAAACCCGCCUCCACUUCACCUACAAUAACAUCAAUUCUAAAAUCCCAGCGGUCAUCAAAAUACAGACAAUGGUUGAGAGUCUGAAGUUGUCUCUGACAGAUCAGCAGUUGCCCAUGUUCGUGCGAGUGCUGGAUCUGGCUAUAGCUUUAUAUUACGGGGAUAUUGGAACUCAUAAAGAUGGUGAGAAGGAAGAGAGCGCCUCCGGCACUGAAGCAGUGGUCAACAUCCCCAGUACAAUGGGUGAGGGAGUAGACCCAGCAGUAUCUGGUCAGUAUUCCAGCCCGGAUCAGUAUUUGCCGACUGAGGAUGAGGAUCAGGGCUGGGUGUCCUGGGCCUGGUCGUUUGUCCCAGCUAUUGUUAGCUCAGGAGAAGAGGAGGGGGAGGCAGGUUUCUACACAGAUACAGAGGACGGCAGAGCCCCCAGUCCCAUGCAGUCCCCUUUUAGAGAACCCAUAGUGUCCGUUGGGUUCUACUGCACCAAGGCCUCUGUCACAUUCAAGCUGACUGAAGGUAGUUCUGACAGUAAUUACUACAGUCCUCAGAAAGUAAAAUCACAGGAGGUGCUGUGUGUGGAACAAGAGGGCAUCACUGUGGAGGCUCUGAUGAUGGGAGAGGUGUUUUUUGACUGUCAGAUUGGCGUGGUAGGCUGCAAGGCUCUGAGUCUCAAAGGCAUUAUGGGAGUACGGGACUUAGAGGAGAAUUUGGGCCGGCAGGAGGAGGAUACAGUCUUUUUUAACUGUGGAGAAAAUCUGAGCUCAAAAGGAAUGACCUACCUGACAAACUCACUCUUUGACUACCGCAGUCCAGAAAACAAUGGAGUCCGUGCUGAAUUCAUUCUUGAUGGCAACCUUCACAAGGAGACCUACACUGAAGCUGCAGGGCUGCAUCGUUUCGGUGCCUUUUACAUGGAUUAUCUCUACAUGAUGGAAAACACGAGCAGAAAAGAUAUAGGACUGCAGGAUUUCUCAGCAGUGGGUAAAGUGGAACCAGCUCCCCUGGUUCAGGAGACAUCAGUGAAACGGUUGGUGAUUGGCCCACUGGACAUCCAGCUUUGCAGCAGUGCAAUCCAUCGCAUCCUCAAGAUGAUUGCCUGUGCCAUGGACCAUGAGUAUGAACCCUACUGCAAAACUAAGCCAGACGUGGUGGAGGAGUGCCGGGUGGUUCCUAGUGAAGAGGAGGUGGCGUUGCUGGAAGAGUUCAUUCCGACGCGGCUGACGUGUGUAACACUGAUGAAGGCUUCAGUCACUGUCACCAUGGCAGAGUUUAACACACUGCACAUACUGCUCCCAACCAUACUGGGUCAAAAGAGUUCUCCUGGCCAGAUGCCCUCCCCACAGUUCCAGCCUGUCAAGCCACUGCCCGCUGUGCGUCUCGUUGUGGAACGGGUGAAUCUAGAACAUUCCGUACCGAUGUACGGCCCUGAGCUGGUUCGCACUGUCAGCAGCCUCAGCCAGCCUUCAGAUAACCUUCUGCACAACUGCUACACACACUGCUACCUGAAGGUGUUUGAAUUGCAAGCAGGAUUGACCCUGAUGGAUAAUGAGGGGUCCUCUCCACUCUUAACCAUAAUCCCCUCUUUUAGUACUGCCCUCUAUGGAAAGAUGCUUCAGUUCCCAGCGUACUGGUCAAAGAGGUCCUCUGUGUCCUUGACAGAGUGUAUAUUUGAACUACCCCACUUCACGGUGCAGGCCACACAUCCUCAGAUGUUGAUGCUGAAGUGUAUAUGGCAGAGCUGGGCCUGCAGCCCUGGGAGUGGAUCUGGUCCCACCAGUAUCGACACACUCAUCAGUGAGGUUUACAGAAAAACAGGUGGAAAGACUGCUAGAACUGCUUCCCCCACAUUGGAGGGGAUGAUUCAGAGUGUGGAGCUGAAGGUGUGCUGGAAGUCAACAGUGUGGUGUGCAUCAGGAACACUGGGAGCUGCUAAAGUGUGUGCCAGGACACUGGGUGUGUCUGAGGGGCAGAAGGAGCAGCUAGUGGUUCUGCUGCAGGGUCCGUCUGACACCCGGGAGCUCUACAGCAGACAGUGGCUGAGCGAGAGCCGCCGGCCGCAGUCUCUCCUCGCUCCAGACCUGCUGACCUUCUCCCUGCAGGUCCCACACCCUGCUGAAGACUGCCGCAACUCCGGUGCAGUGAUGCUAGUCAGUGUGCAAGGCAUUGCUGUGAAUGUGGAUCCAGUUCUGUCCACUUGGCUCCUCCACCAGCCUCAGAGACCCAGCAGCGGUCGGAAGACACAGCAGGCUGCAACUGUAGUUCCGAUGGUGAAGGUGAAGAGGAGAGAGGAUGAAGCAUCAGUUGGCAGUACUCCACUGGCCAAACCGUUGUCCAAUCAGGCUUCAGACUACGCCAGCAGUCCGCUCAAAACAAAGACUGUAACAGAGUCACGUCCACUCUCCAUUCCGAUAAAGGUCAUGCAGUCAACUGCUGAGAGCUCUGUUUCAGCAGAUGAGCGAAUGAAGGAACUCAUUGCCUGUGCCUGGGAUGCUGUCAAACGGCUUACUCUGCAGGUGGAAUUGCAGCCAUGCUGUGUUUUUGUGCCUAACGACACCCUGCCCUGUCCCAGCACCAUCGUGUGUGGUGAUAUCCCAGGCACAGUGCGCAGCUGGUACCACAGCCAGGUCUCUAUGCCAGGGACUUUGGUGGUCUGCCUGCCCCAGGUCAACAUCCUCAGUGCUGGACACAAGCACAUGGAGCCCUUACAGGAAAUCCCUUUUACGAUCCCCAGACCUGUCCUGGAGGAAGGUGAUGCAUUUCCAUGGACUGUGACAGUAGGCCAGUUCAGUGUUUACACACUGCUGGGGCAUCAGCGCUCCCUCUCCCUGCUGGAGCCAAUAGGCUGUACUUCCACCCUUGCAGUAACAUCCCAUAAACUGCAGCCUGGACCAACAUCAGGCAAUACCGCCCCUGACUCCAGACACGCCUUCAUCAUCUGUCUGCAUGUAGACCUACAGACUCUUCAUCUGAAACUCUCCAACCCACAGGUGCAGUUAUUGUAUGAGUUAUGUGUAAGUUGGAGCAGUAUUUGGGAGCGUCUACAGAGGAGAAGAGUUCUGAGACAGACGUCAGGAUUUCCAGAUCCUCCUCCUCCGCCUGCUGGACCACCUUCACCUGUCCACAGCAGUGCGGGCACCAUGCCCCCUGACACCAGCACCCUCAGCCCCUCAGCUGACUUGGGUUCACCCACAGAGAAUGACUCUGUGCCAGCUGGGGAAGACCCUGCCUUCAGCGAGACUGUGACUCUGGAGCAGAAAACGAGCAAUAUCGGUGGGGCUAGUGGGAAGGUCAGCCUCUGGAUGCAGUGGAUGCUGCCCAAACUCAUCGUAAAGCUCUUCUCUCCAGAUCCCACCACCAAGACAGAGAUGUGUGUGAUCAGUGAGAUGGAGGACCUCAGUGCAUCAGUGGACAUGCAGGAUGUGUAUACCAAGGUCAAGUGUAAAGUGGGCAGUUUCAAUAUUGACCACUACAGGAGCAGGUCCGGUGGGGAGGCUGCUGCUUUGUGGCCGGGUGUGUGUGGGGGGGUGCUGCUCUCCUGCACAGACAAGCUGAACCGACGCACCGUGCUGCUUCGCCCAGCCAGCCGCCAUGACCCCUUCAGCCACUUCUCUACCUUCUUUCCCCCUACGGCAGCGAAAGCAUUGGAAGUAUGUCAUCAGCCACACGGCUUCCUGUCAGUGACGUAUACUCAGGCAGUGACCCGCAACGUCCGACACAAGCUGACGGCACGCCAGGAAAGAGGGGCGGGGCCUCAGAGGCUGAGCGAGGGCGGGGCCGAUGGCUCACCACAGCACCUACAUGAGAUACUGCUGACGACUCAGCCCUUUGAUCUGGUGAUGUCCUGCCCCCUGCUGGCCAACAUCGCUCGAGUGUUCCGCACAGUCGCUCCGCCUCCAUCCAGACGACUACUCAGAGGAUACCACUCACCCGGCCAGCCAAUGAGAGGCCACGCCUUAUCCUCCAGCAGCCUGCCACUCAUCUACGUCAAUACCAGCGUCAUCCGCAUCUUCUGCCCCCUUCAGGAGACCCAGUGCAACAGCGAUUCCUUCCUGAAGGAGAAAAGAGAGGACACACUGGUGCUGAAGAUAGGAUCAGUCAGCAUGGCUCCUCAGGCAGAUAACCCUCUCACUCGGACCGUACUGCGCAAAGACAUCUACCAACGGGCAGUGAAUCUGGGCGUGCUGCGUGAUCCAGGAUCAGAAGUAGAGGACCGGCAGUAUCAGAUUGACCUGCAGAGCAUUAAUGUGGGAACUGCACAGUGGGAGCAGCUCCGUCCUGAAGGGGAAGGGACAAAGGGUGGAGCGACGGCUGACAGUGAGAGAAGUUCCCAGAAUCCAGCACUAGAGUGGAACAUGGCCAGCAGUAUUCGGAGGCACCAGGAGAGAAGAGCGAUCCUCACCCCCAUCCUGACCGACUUCUCUGUGCGCAUCACAGCUGCUCCUGCCAUCAUCUACAGCAAGCCUGUGUCCCCCGACAGAAACCUUGCUGAGGAGAUUGUCGUGUGUGGCCACAGUUUGGAGGUGAACGUUACAUCAGGCCUGGAGAUGUUUCUAAGUGUGUCUCAGCUCCAGCUUCUCCAGCUUCUGCUGCAGGCCAACGUGGGCACUGCGGACUCUUGUGAGAAAGCACCAGAGGUGCACAGCAAGAGCCCUCAGGAGGGAACUCUUCGUGCUGCAAGCUCUAUGGAGUUUUUAGGCAUGGGGAGCACCACCUGUGGGCAGGACAGUGGGUUUGGCAGUGACAGUGCCCGCCUGCGCAUCGUCCAAAUCGACCAACAGAGUGGCACCAGCCACCACCGGCUGGCCAAGCCUUCACAUCAGCCUACUAUUACCAAGAACCUCUCCUUUAUUCCUUUUGACGUCUUCCUCACAGCCGGUCGUCUCACCCUCAUGACCUAUACCAUGGCCUCUGUUCCCAAACCCACAGCAGAGUCUCCUGGAUGCACAGGCAAGAGUGCUCUUAACAUGCCAGAGGAAUCCAGUUCUUCAUCCACGAAUGAUCAGGCGUCUGGACCUGAUGCUGCUGCUGCUGAUCUCUCAGCUCUGACAGCAGAAGAUCUGCUGAAUGGGAAUAGCUUCGGUGGGUCACUACGUCCUCCUGGAACAGGGCUUAUUUCUCUUGAGGGGCUGUCUUCUCCCAGUAGGGCAUCUGCAAGACAAGCUCUGGGUGUUACUGUGGUCCGGCAGCCUGGCAGAAGAGGAGUAGGUGAAGGUCUUCUACAGCCUCUGCUCUUCCUGCAGCUCACGCAGCCAUCGGCUUUGCUCAGCUGCCACCAGCGGAGACAACGUCUGGAGCUCUCGUUGUUCGACUUAACUCUGAAAGGGGUCGCCCCUGACUACACCUGCCUUGAUGCAGGUAAGUCUCUCCCAGAGCCUCUGGAUUACACUUUGUUCUGGAUGCAGACAGUAGCAGGAGAGGCGGAUGAAAAGACUGGAAUCCCUCCCCCUCUUCUGUCCCUCUGCAUCAGAGACUUUCUCAAUGGACCAGCUGAGUUGAAGAUAGCUCUGUGUAGGCCUCUGAAGAUGAGUCCAACGGUAGCUAAGCUGGAGCAGGCAAAAUCCCUCUGGAUGAAAAUCUUUCCUGAGAGCAGCCAAACGCCCGAGACCUCCUCCCGCACACCUCAGCCCUCCCCCCUCAAGAUGCACACUCCUCCUCACAGUGCCAAACAAAGCAACAAAACCACUGUCUCUCCCUCCUUUCCAAGCCAGCUAGCAGAUGCCCUGCAGACUCUCGCUGUCUUCCACAAGAUCUCUCUUCAGACUGUGCAGAUGGUGGUUGUUAUGGAAACAGAGUCACACCCCGCCCGGCCCAGUCUCACUUUGUCUGUGUCCAGUGUGAUGGGUACACUGACCACAAAGAGCGGGCAGAAACCAGUUGAGAGUGUGAAGGAGGUGUGUGUACUGUUACAGUGUGAGGAUAUUUUGGUGAGAACAGCUCUUCAAGACAGAAGUGGGGUGUUUGUUGGGCCGUUCUCUUGCAGUGCAAAUCUAGAGGCUCGUUGGUGUCGACACAGUGGCAGCCCCACCCCUGAUGCUGGACCACCGAGAAUCCUGCUGGACCUGAAGGGAGGAUUACUACAGGUGUUUUGGGGACAGGAGCACUACAAUUGUCUAACACUGAUUCAGGAGUACUUGCAAAACUACUUAAAAGAGAUGGGCAGCGAAGAAGAGGAGUCAAAGCCCGUCAUCUCCCACCCAUCACCUUCUCCUGGACCACACUCUCCUCAUACAGAACACUCCUCAGAUGACCUGCGCACUGGACUGUUCCAGUACAUCCAGGACUCAGCCUCUCAGAAGCUGCCAGGGCCUCAUGAGGUGGUCUUCUAUAAUGAGACAGAGGACAGUCCUGGUGUGAUGAUGUGGAGGUAUCCAGAACCUCGAGUUCUCACAUUCAUACGCAUCACCCCCGUGCCUUUCAACACUACUGAAGACCCAGAAAUCAGCACUGCAGACCUGGGGGACGUUCUACAGGUCCCCUGUAGUCUGGAGUUCUGGGAUGAGUUGAGGAAAUCUUUUGUGCCAUAUCGAGAGUUCAGCCUGUCUGAGUGCAGUGUCUGUGAGCUCACGUUGCCACCACUGAACCCACACACACACCAGACUGAUCUUGUGGCCUGUGACCUAUGGAGAGUCAUAGUUAACAGUACAGGGGAUGGAGGUGAUGAAGGGUCGGACAGCGAGUCUGGGUCUCAGUUGCCAUGUGAGCAGCUGAUCUCUCCCACAGCACUGGCGGCGUGUACGAGGGUGGACUCCUGUUUUGCUCCAUGGUUUGUGCCAUCGGUUGGAGUGUCCAUGAGGCUGGCUCAUCUGGAGCUGCGGCUGUGCCAUCACCUGGAGCAGCUGGGCAAAGUGCCAUCCCAGCAGAUGCGCCCCUUCCUGUCCGACAAGAAGCUUCCUGCAGAGCAGGAGUACGGGCUGGUGUGUGUUCGGGAGCCGCAGGCCUUCGUGUGGCAGUGGAGCGAUGGAGCUCAGCUGGGCCAGGAACUGCACUUCUCCUCCAAACUGCACUGCCACCUAGUGGACUACAGGAACCUCACCCUCUUAGCCCUACUGCAGCCCUUUUCCCUGCAGGGCCAUUGUACUAGCACCUACACACACUCCCAGCACACACACAACCAACUGACCCUGCAGCUGGAGCCUGUGCAGGUUUCAGUGGGGCAGCAUGCCAUAUACACGCUGGAUACUGCACUGCAGGCCUGGAAACAGAAUCAGAAUCCAUCAGCUGAGGAGCUUCUCUUCAGUCACUACGUGAUCUGUAAUGACACUCAGGAGACUCUCCGUUUUGGUCAAGUGGAUACAGAUGAAAGCGUGGUGUUAGCCAGUGGCCAAAGCCACCAGUACUGUUGGAGAUCUCACAAAUCCUCACAGCUGCUGCACGUGUGUAUUGAAGGUUGGGGUAACUGGCGCUGGUCUGAGCCCUUCAGUAUCGACAAUGUGGGGACUUUGCUCAGAAGCCUACAGAGGAAGGGCCAGACUGCCUCGCUCAUCAUUAAAGUCCUGCAACUCAACGGAGUACAAAAACAGAUUAUUAUCUGUGGAAGGCAGGUGGUAUGCAGUUACCUGAGUGAGGCGAUCGAGGUCCGUUUGGUGCAGCACACUGUAGGGUUGGAGGGGCAGUUGGAGGUGCGGGAGUUGCAGGCCUGUGUGGAGCCGGAAAGCAAGCUGCCGUCGUACGUGCUGGAGGACUCAGAAGUGACGGAGCUGUGCGUGCGAGCACAGGGAGAUGAGGAGUGGUCUCAGGAUAUAUGUCUUAAACAGACAGAUGAAAACAACAGCCGUGUGUUACAGAUUCCCUCCUCAUCAGGCUCUUUGGUGUCUGUAUGGUGCAAUAUAAUAACUCUGGAACCCAACACUCAUAUGCAGCAGAGAGUGAUUGUGUUUAGUCCACUGUUUGUGAUGCGGAGUCAUCUGCCUGAAGCUGUGAUGGUACAUGUGGAGAAAAGAAGUUUGGGUCAGAGGGAAAGCCAGGUCAUCCCUGGCCAUGGACAGCAGAGGGCGCUACUUAAUGUGGAUCCAGACAUCACACACCACCUCACCUUUCAAGCCAGUGAGGAACAAGACACGUCCCAGUGUGCAGUGCCAAUCUCCUCAGGUCUGAUUAAACAGAUUAUCAGUAAAGCAAGUCAAGAUGAGCGACAGAACCACAGCAGCGUGCUAGAGCACUUCUAUGGUCCCAAGGAUUCCAACCAUCCAUCCUGGCCCUAUACCUACAGAGACACUGACAGGUCGGAGACUGAGUCGGUAGCUCAGUGGGACAGUCCCAUGCAGGUGCGUCUCUGUGCGUGGCGGCCAGGUUUGAGCACUCUGCUGGUGGAGCUGUUGCCCUGGGCUCUGCUUUCCAAUCGCUCCCAUUGGGACCUCUGGCUGUUUGAGGCAGAGAGCAUCGUUUUGCAGAUCCCAGCUGGCAAGACGAUCGUUCCCCCCAACUUUAAGGAAGCAUUUCAGAUCGGCCUCUACUGGUCCCACACUAAUACUGUGCACAAGUCAGCAGCGAUCCAGUUAGUGCACGAGCUGACUUCACCACGCUGGAGGGAGGCAGGUGGAGAUGAGGUGAUCAGUUUGGAUGAAGAGGGAUAUGUCGAAGCUGUGAUCACCCUCGGAGCCCCGCCCAAGAAGAAGCUUUGUCAGUUCUGUGUGUCCUCUACGGUGAGGCAUGGGAUCCAGAUUUUGCAGAUUGAGGACAGAAAUAUUCUGGUGAACAACACAGUGCACAGCAUUAACUACACACCACUGCUGUAUGAAAACUCUCCUGCUACUCCUGACCAGAUAUAUAGUCCACCUGACACUAGUGCGUUCACUCUGGGCCCUGCGUCAGACACUGGCAGUCCCUCUCGCUGUGCAGUGCCAUGCUGGGAUGUUCUGAAAGAUGAUCCCCCUACAGAGAUAGUCUCAGUGCUGCCACAGAAGUUUAUCCUGUUCAGCUGCCUGGCUGAUCCCAAGCAGGAGGGGGAGCUGUGGAGCCUGCCGAGCCCUGUGCGAGCAGACUUCCCCAGACAGAGUGUAUCUGUGCCAAUUCAACACAAUGCCAACAACCAGCUUAGCACCAGAGCUCUAGUUCUGACAUACCAGGAGCACUUGGGAAUCAGCUACAUCUUUCUGAGUGAGGACCCAUGCCCCCGGAUGAUCAUCCAUAACCAGUGCCCCAGAGCCCUGCUGCUAAAGGAAAACCUGAGGGAGCCUGCAAGAACAGAAGUAUUCUGUAGAAAGCUUCCUGCUCUGUCCUCUGUGCACCACGAGCUGUACUACCACUCCUCAAGUUUCCCUGAAUGUCGACAGAGAGACACACUUCCAACCCUGCUUCUCUGCUCUGUCCCUGACGUGCCAACCAGCUCUCCUUCCACACCCACCAAAACUCACUGGACAGAAGCCAUUGACAUUAACAGUCCAGGCACACAGGUGAUAUUUCUGUCGGGUUUUGGAUGUCUGUAUGUCGAUGUGGCUCAUCAGAACGGCACCAUCGUUCUCACACUGGCACCCGAAAGCUGUGCUGGAGCCGUCAUCGAUGAACACCACAGGUUGUCCAAUCAGAUGCUGUCUGUUCAAGUGCUGUUGAAGGAGAUCAGCAUGGUCCUUUGUGAUGACAUCACCAGUCCAGUCGGUUCGGUGGAGCUGUUGCGUUUGACUAUGUCUAAAGUCCUCGUGCUCAUGCCUCCCACUGAGUCCACCGAGAGUGAUGCAUCCUCCACUCAUGUCCACCAGAUGCACGUGCUGUGCGGAAGUCUGCAAGUGGACAACCAGCUCUAUAACCGCUCUAGCUUCCACUUUCCGGUCUUGUUGUGCCAAGAGCAGCGGGCGGACUCGGCCUGCUGGGCGGGUGAUCGUGACCCGGUGCUGAGCUUCGAGGCCUUGGAGGACUUGCGGCAGGCAAGCUUCCUCUGUGUGGGUCUCGCUAUCUCCAGCAACGGGCUCCAACUGGAGCAGCUCAGUUUCCAGCUCAAACCUGCCCGAAUCUACCUGGAGGAUACGUUCGUUUACUACUUGAGAACACUCUUUCACACUUACAUCCCUGUGUCCACCCUGGCCUCUGCUGCUGCUGUAGACAGGAGGGUGUCAGAAGAGCCUGGACCAGUGCUACCAGAGACAGUGUACCAGUCAGUGCAGACGCUGGUCUGGCCAGUCCGGCUGCAGAGGCUGCAGAUCGAGCCGGUCAGUCUGCUGGUCAGUAUUCAUGCCUCUCUGAAGCUCUACAUUGCCUCUGACCACACACCACUCUCCUUCUCCGUGUUUGAGAGGGGACCACUCUGUACCACCCCACGCCAGCUCAUACAUGCACUGACGAUGCACUACGCUGCGGGGGCGCUCUUCAGAGCAGGCUGGGUUGUGGGCUCUCUGGAGAUCCUGGGCAGUCCUGCAAGUCUGGUACGUAGUAUUGGAAACGGAGUGGCUGAUUUCUUCCGGUUGCCUUAUGAGGGACUGACGCGUGGACCUGGGGCCUUUGUCAGUGGUGUGUCUCGUGGAACCAGCUCAUUCGUCAGACAUAUUUCAAAAGGCACACUGACAUCCAUCACUAACCUGGCUACUAGUCUGGCACGGAACAUGGACCGUCUGUCUCUGGAUGAGGAGCAUUACACGCGGCAGGAAGAGUGGAGGAGGCAGCUCCCCGAGAGUCUGGGUCACGGCCUGCGUCAGGGUCUGUCACGCCUGGGAAUCAGCUUGCUGGGAGCGAUUGCUGGUAUUGUGGAUCAGCCAAUGCAAACAUUCACAAGGCCAAUCGAGUCUCCUAGCACAGCAGCCAGCACCGCCCGGGGUGUCAUUUCUGGAGUGGGGAAAGGCAUUGUGGGAGUUUUCACGAAGCCGAUUGGAGGAGCUGCUGAGCUUGUCUCGCAGACAGGAUAUGGUAUCCUGCAUGGUGCUGGACUCUGUCAAAUGCCAAAGCAGACGUAUCUGCCUACAGAAGAGAAAUCAGCAGAUGCACCCAACAGUCAUCUGAAAUAUGUUUGGAAGAUGCUGCAGUCUCUGGGGAGGCCGGAGGUGCACAUGGCCCUGCAUGUGUUUAUGGUGAGCAGCUCAGGACAGGAGCACGCAGGGUGUCUGCUCCUGAGCCGGGAGGUUCUGUUCGUUGUGAGUGUGUGUGAAGAUACCCAGCAACAAGCCUUCCCCAUAACGGAGGUGCAGUGCCAACAAGACACACACAAACCCGAGAAGCUCACCCUCACCGUGCACCAGCACAGAGUUACCAGUGAUACUGAGGGUGAAGGUGUUCGUGAGCGUCUGUCUGAGCAACAGUACAGUCGGUUGGUUGACUACGUGACUCGAGUGUCUCAGUAUCUUGUGCCUUCUCCCUCCUCGCUUGUUCAGCAUCCCGUCGUCACAGCAGCCGAGCCCCCCAGCAGCGUCACCAAGACCUAUCACUACCGCACUGACCCCGCCUACGCACGAGUCUUCGUAUGCAAAUUCAACAUGGUGAAAAACAAAGCACUACACAUUGGCUUUAACUGAGCGCUGGGGUCAGUGUUUACCAGCACAUCAGAGUGCUGUUCUGAGAUCAGAUUUAAACAGACACGGAUGUGUAUUCUUCAGGAUAUUAAAGACAAACAUGAAGUGCUACUAGUGGAUGAGUUAACACUGCCACCAUCCACACAGUCACGCUCAGACAUCCAUCAAGCAGAGAUGAAGUUGCCAAAUACAGAAACUGAAUGUUCACAAAAUAAAUGUUGCAGUGGAGCGAAGAAGGAAAUUAGGAUGAUGAAUUUCUAAGUUUUGUAAAGAGUUUUGUAAAGAAAAACACUGAAACCUUCAGUAUCUCUAUCAACACUGCAUUCGCCUCAUUUUGCCUCUUUAUCCACUUUAUAUAAGGGACUAUUUUGUUAUUCAGUUUAUUCCAAAAAUCAUUUAAAAGGCUGCACUCGUAAAGCUGAGGGUAUAAGUGAAGCUGGAUGCCCACUGAAGAAUGUUAGAUGAAUGUCUGUAAAUUUAAUUAUAGGUGUUAAUUCUGUUUAAUUUUUUUAAAGCUUUAAAACAUUUUUUAUUUGACAGUACAAAAAAGUGGAUAAUUGCUUUAGUUCUUUACAUCGAAAUAUGUGCUGCUUUACAUUAACUCAUUUUUUAUAGCCAUUACAAAUGUACAGUUGAUAAAUAAAUAUAUGCAAUGUUUAAUAUGUUUAAAUAUUCUAAUAAAAUAAUGUUCUAAUAAGAUAUUAAGAAUGUAUCCAUGCAUGGUUAAUGUUUGAUUAUUUCUUCUUAAGCCAUGCAAAACUGCUUAUAAACUAGGAGUAAAAUGUAAAAAUGACGAGCUAUUAUUGAGUAGGACAGAUGGAUUCUCUCUCAGAAAAUACUGAUAAAUUCUUUUUUUUUCUAUAUACAUUAUAAUACUAUUUUUUAUAGACUCAUUUUUUAAAAUGUAUGUUGUUUUCAUUACACAGCUUUACACAGCAUUAGUUUUUUUUAAUAUAAGCUUCCCUAAAAAUGUUGACUGCAAAUAUCAUCUCAAUGGAAAGACUGUUUAACAGGUGAUAUUUGACAAUUGAUUACGAUAAAUUCUGUAGGUUUACAGUAAAGUAAAGUUUUCAGACACAAAA